GAGAGAGGGAGCGAGUGAGGGGGUGGGAGGUACUGGGAAGUGUUUGUAGGUAGUUCAGUUUUUCAUUCUGAGAGGCUAGGACUGGUUGCGGGAACACGGACUGUUUGAGUCAAAGCCGGCAGAGCAUGGUUGUGUAGGGAAGAGGGAAGGGGCUCGAUGAUGUCGUUCUUCGGGCUGAGCUGCGGGAAGAAGAAGGAGAGAGAGGAAGAGAGAUGGCUCAAAGCAAAUGACAGAGAGUUCAACCUUUCCUUCAAGUAUGCGACCAAUGCCAUAAAAACCUCCAAGUACAGCCUGUUUACCUUCGUGCCGCUCAACCUUUUUGAGCAGUUACAGAGGAUAGCCAAUGCAUACUUCCUGUUCCUGCUUGUCCUCCAGCUGAUUCCAGAAAUCUCAUCCCUCUCCUGGUUCACCACCGUCGUGCCUCUGGUCCUGGUGCUCUCUGUCACCGCAGCUAAAGACGCAACCGACGACAUUAACCGACACAAGAGUGACCGGCAUGUCAACAAUCGCAGAGUGGAAGUCCUCGUCAACGGAGAAUUGCGGAGUGAAAAAUGGAUGGACAUUCAAGUCGGUGAUAUAAUCAAGUUGGAAAACAACCAGUUUGUGACGGCGGAUCUGCUCCUGCUGUCUAGUAGUGAGCCUCUAAACCUGGUCUAUAUCGAGACUGCAGAGUUGGACGGAGAGACCAAUCUGAAGGUGAAGCAGGCUCUGACGGUGACAGGAGACAUGGGAGAUAGCAUCCAGAUGCUGGCGGAAUUUGAUGGAGAGGUACGCUGUGAACCACCAAAUAAUCGCCUGGACAAGUUCACCGGCACACUGAUGUUCAAGGACCACAAGUACCCCAUGGACAAUGAGAGGAUCCUUCUGCGGGGCUGCACCCUGAGGAACACGGAGUGGUGCUUCGGACUCGUCCUGUUUGGAGGUCCUGACACUAAGCUGAUGCAGAAUUGUGGGAAAACUACAUUCAAGCGCACCAGUAUUGACCGUCUGAUGAACGUGCUGGUGCUUUGCAUCUUCGGCUUCUUGGCGGUCAUGUGCACAAUCCUGGCCAUCGGAAACGGCAUCUGGGAGCAGCAGGAGGGGUCAAGGUUCACUGCCUUCCUGCCCAGGCAGGAAGGAGUGGACUCGGCCUUCUCCGGCUUUCUCACCUUCUGGUCCUAUGUCAUCAUCCUCAACACCGUGGUGCCCAUCUCCCUCUAUGUCAGCGUGGAGAUCAUCCGCUUGGGGAACAGCUUCUACAUCGACUGGGACAGGAAGAUGUACUACCCCCGAAGCGACACGCCCGCGGAGGCCCGCACCACCACCCUGAACGAGGAGCUGGGCCAGAUCAAAUACAUCUUCUCCGACAAGACGGGCACCCUCACCCAGAACAUCAUGACCUUCAACAAGUGCUCCAUCAACGGGAAGUCCUACGGAGAUGUGUUCGACUAUGCUGGACAGAGAAUGGAAAUUACUGAGAAGACAGAGCAGGUGGACUUCUCCUACAACCCGCUGGCUGACCCCAAGUUCUGCUUCCACGACCACAGCCUGGUGGAGGCAAUAAAGCUGGAGACUCCGGAGGUCCACACCUUCUUCCGCCUGCUGGCUCUCUGCCACACCGUCAUGGCGGAGGAGAAGAAUGAGGGUGACCUACUGUACCAGGCCCAGUCUCCUGACGAGGGCGCCCUGGUAACUGCCGCCCGAAACUUUGGCUUCGUGUUCCGUUCCCGCACUCCCGAGACGGUCACCAUCGUGGAAAUGGGUGUCCAGAGGAGCUACGAGCUGCUGGCCAUCCUGGACUUCAACAACGUGCGCAAGAGAAUGUCUGUUAUCGUGCGCAACCCUGAGGGGAAGCUGUCCCUGUACUGUAAGGGGGCCGACACCAUCGUAUUCGAGAGGCUUCACCGAUCAUGCAGCAAGCUGAUGGACGUCACUACAGAGCACCUCAACGAGUUUGCAGGGGAGGGGCUGCGUACUCUAGCCCUGGCCUAUAAGGACCUGGAUGAGGAGUACUUUGCCACAUGGACACAGCGCCACCAUGAGGCCAGCACUGUGAUAGAGGACCGAGACGAGAGGCUGGACGAGCUGUAUGAGGAGAUUGAGAAGGACCUGCUGCUGCUGGGGGCCACAGCCAUUGAGGACAAGCUGCAGGAUGGCGUUCCCCAGACCAUAGAGCAGCUCUCCAAGGCCAAAAUCAACAUCUGGGUUCUGACAGGAGACAAACAGGAGACGGCAGAGAACAUUGGCUACGCCUGCAACAUGCUACGGGAGGAGAUGAAUGAGAUUUUCAUUGUGGGCGCCCACUCCUCCGACGAAGUGAGGGAGGAGCUACGGAACGCAAGGCUGAAAAUGAAGCCUGAGGCUGAAGAAGAACCGUUAAUCAGAACCAGGAGCAUUCUGGGUAAAAAAUCCAAAUUUGUCAAUGAUGAAGCGGUGGAUGGGGAGUAUGGGCUCAUCAUCAACGGACACAGUUUGGCCUACGCCCUGGAGAAGAGCAUGGAGGUGGAGUUUCUAAGGACGGCCUGCAUGUGCAAGGCGGUGAUCUGUUGCCGGGUAACGCCCCUGCAGAAGGCCCGGGUGGUGGAGCUGGUGAAGAAGUACAAGAAGGCCGUGACGCUGGCCAUCGGGGACGGAGCUAACGACGUCAGCAUGAUCAAAGCGGCUCAUAUCGGCGUGGGAAUCAGCGGUCAGGAGGGCAUGCAGGCGGUGCUGUCCAGCGACUACUCCUUCGCCCAGUUCCGCUACCUGCAGCGUCUCCUGCUGGUGCAUGGCCGCUGGUCCUACCUGCGCAUGUGCAAGUUCCUGCGCUACUUCUUCUACAAGAACUUCACCUUCACCUUCGUCCACUUCUGGUACGGGUUCUUCUGCGGCUUCUCCGCACAGACAGUCUAUGAUGAGUGGUUCAUCACCCUGUAUAACCUGGUAUACACAGCCCUCCCUGUACUUGGUAUGAGUCUGUUUGACCAGGACGUGAACGACCGCUGGAGCUUCCAGUACCCGCAGCUGUACUCCCCGGGCCAGCUCAACCUGUACUUCAGCAAGACGGCGUUCGUCCGCUGCGCGCUACACAGCGGCUACAGCUCGCUGGUGCUCUUCUUCAUCCCGUACGCGGCUAUGUUCGACACGGUGCGCGAUGACGGAAAGGACAUCGCCGACUACCAGUCCUUCGCCCUGCUGGCGCAGACGUGCCUGGUCAUCGCCGUCUGCAUCCAGAUGGGUCUGGACAUGUCCUACUGGACCGCAGUCAACCAGUUCUUUGUGUGGGGUAGUCUGGCCAUGUACUUUGCGGUCACCUUCACCUUUUACAGCAACGGCAUGUACCUCAUCUUCACCGCCUCCUUCCCCUUCAUCGGCACAGCCAGGAACUCUCUGAGCCAGCUAAACGUGUGGCUGACCAUCUUCCUGACGACCAUCCUGUGUGUGCUGCCAGUCGUGGCCUAUCGUUUCCUGCUCAUCCAGCUAUGGCCAACCAUCAACGACAAGGUGAGGCUGAAGGUGCGGGAGGCACCUGCACCGCCCCCUCCCCCGCCCCGCGCGCGAAUGAGACGCACCAGCUCACGGCGCUCCGCCUACGCCUUCUCGCACGCCCAGGGCUACGGCGACCUGGUGACCUCGGGCCGGUUCCUACGGCGACAGCCCCCCCCUCGCCGUGCGGGUGGGUUCACCCCGACGGGCCGGGCCACAGGGCUCAUACACACGGGCCGCUCGGGGGGGUACAGCCCCACGGCUCGAACCCAGAACUCCCGGGAACCCGAAACCGAGCUGCAGAUGUACCGGGCCGUCAGGGAUCCAGCAUCCUGAGCACCGAGCAAGGGAACCGGAGCCGGAACCAGAACCGGGUUAUGAACGUGUUUACAUUCGUGGAACUGUGGGAGCAGGCACAGCCACACACACACAAACACACACACACAUACACAAGAGUGGGAAUUAAUCGUUUUCAUGACCCUUUUAUGUAUGGGAACAAUGCUGCCGUGCACAGCACUGCCAUUGUAAAGCAACUCACCAUUAAGAGACCUACCACUGACUCCAAAGUGUUUAAUUCAGAACUUCAUUUACUUCCAACUUGACUAGAAAAGGACAAUAACCCUCAAGCCUUCGCUUCAAUUGCAGGUGUAGUUUAUUGACGACCUAUCAAACUGUCUCGUAGUGGAUGAAAGCACUCCUCCCAGAAGGAUAAGACAGGGUACAACAGGAUACGCUCUGAAUCCGUCAUCAGAUCGGCAUCCGAAUGGAGUGAAGGCGAUUUGAAGGCCCUGUUCCCAAAGAGAGCCGGUGUUUGAAGUGUCCCUUCAAAAACACCACCUGGUGUAAAUGAGCUCAGUGUCUGGUGUCUGCGAACGGUCCUGACCUAUUCUCAGCGCUGCUCCAGGAACAGUUUUGGGUGUCACUUACAUGAAGACCCGCCUGCUGCACUUUGGUCAGGCUGUGGCUAAAUGCCUUUAGCCUCUAUGCUAAGGAGGAUCUGCUGGUGCCCCCGGAAUGUUCCAGCCAGUCUCUCCUCUCCUCUCUCUGCUCCUCGUGAUGCAAAUGACCUGGACGCCCGUGAAGGCCCUUUCCUUUCCCAUUCCCUCCAGCAUGUGUCAGGCGGGACCACCCUCUCUGAGGAAGAAAUGAGGGAUGAAGACCUACUAAGAAACUGUGUGCCGCAUGGAGAACAUUCCCACUGGACCCUGACUCCAGUGGGUAUUCAGUUCCCAGCAGUUGUUGUUUAACAAAGCGCUGUCUGUGACUUCAGGAGAGGCAAUUAUGAGCAUAACUGGAGCAACUGCGUAAGGCGUGCGUCAGCAUGAGGGACAAAACAUUUUAAAUGUCAUCUCAGUCUACCUUUUUCCACAUGUUUUUGGUAAAUUUCAUGGCGAAGGUUUUACAGUGAACGUAUCUUCCGUUUCCAUGGAGAUAAAUGAAUGAUCCACCCUACUUAAUAACAGAAUGAAGAAAAAUAAAAACUGUACACAUACAACACUAAAUGUGCUUACCAUGGGAACAAGUCCCAAGAUGCACUGGGGCCCGUGGUGGCAUUCCCUGUGACCUAUGGCUUUGCAACUAACAGGCCUGUCUGGCUUCUGGGUGUCUUAAUCCUACAUUUCCAAUUUAAAAAAAACACGUAAACACUCCAGGGAAAGUUCUGCGACCAACAAUCAGUGCAAAUCAGCUCAUUCUGAGGAACAUGGUUGAUAUUUUAACCUGUGGUUCUUACAAGCUGUUAAAUGUAUCUUUUAUAAUGUAUGUUUUUUAAAUGUACAAUAACUUUGGACAGGCUGGUCCAAAACAACUGAAAGGUUUCCUGACCAGCUACUUGUUCCCUUUCCGCGGGACUUAACCAGCCUGCCAGUGUUCAGAGGACAUUGUACGUGUGGUGUUUGGUAUUUGGGUUGGAAUGGCUCAAAGUGUAAUAUGUAUGUUCUUUCAUCUGGGUAGCUUCUUUUAUUGAAGUCUGUAAGUGGGGGAAAAAGUGUUUUAAAGAAAAGUGUUUAGGCACUCAGGCAAUCAAUGAUACCAAAGAAGUGAUUUUCUUACCUUCAGAAGAUUCAGAAGAUUUAUACUCAAUUAUAUUUUAAAAACAAAUCACAGGAUUUGUGUUCCAGUGUUUUUGUGACUGCUACAAGCAGUAUGAGCCAUCUCAGCUAAAUCACUUAAGAUAUGGAAAAUCCCGCAAUGUAUUCAAAGUAAGUCUUUUUUUUCUGGAAAAUAUGAUGAGAUAUACACUCAGUGAGCACUUUAUUAGGUAUUUAUUAGACUUAUUUUUAGACUUCUACUGCUGUAGCCUAUCCACUUAGUUAUGA
Messenger RNA from Conger conger (European conger), 5762 nucleotides. RefSeq names its product probable phospholipid-transporting ATPase IM. NCBI's taxonomy places the organism in Eukaryota, Metazoa, Chordata, Actinopteri, Anguilliformes, Congridae. The record is from RefSeq and is a predicted model, not a curated record. The transcript has 28 exons. Gene Ontology annotation, biological process: phospholipid translocation; Golgi organization. Gene Ontology annotation, molecular function: ATP binding; ATP hydrolysis activity; ATPase-coupled intramembrane lipid carrier activity. Bases 157 to 3780 code for a protein of 1207 amino acids. Gene Ontology annotation, cellular component: plasma membrane.